UAUGUCUAUGCGGGGCAUCGUCAGUCGGUCUGCGGUAGAUGCCAAAGCUAACUGCGAGCAUCCUGGUGCUACAGGCUGAGGUUGAGGCUGUACCCAUCAACAUGGUUCAACUUGUGGGUUCCCUCCGAAAGGAGUUGGCUGACUCCCUCUCGACGUCCAAAGUGUUAGUGGUGGGAGCGGGAGGUAUCGGCUGUGAGCUGCUCAAGAACCUCGUCCUCACUGGCUUCAAAAACAUCGAAGUGAUUGACCUGGACACAAUUGAUGUCAGCAAUUUGAAUCGCCAAUUCCUCUUUCAGAAGAAGCAUGUUGGCAAGUCUAAAGCACAGGUCGCCAAAGAGAGUGCCUUGCACUUUUGCCCCUCUGCAAAUAUCACCGCCUACCAUGACAGCAUCAUGAAUCCUGACUACAACGUGGAGUUCUUUAAAGAUUUUAUCCUGGUGAUGAACGCUCUGGAUAACCGAGCUGCUCGCAACCAUGUGAACAGGAUGUGUUUGGCGGCCGACAUCCCUCUCAUUGAGAGCGGCACAGCAGGAUACCUCGGACAGGUUACAGUAAUCAAGAAGGGAAUGACUGAGUGUUAUGAGUGCCAACCUAAACCCGCCCAGAAGACCUUCCCAGGUUGCACUAUAAGAAAUACACCAUCUGAACCCAUUCACUGCAUUGUCUGGGCAAAGUAUCUCUUCAACCAACUGUUUGGGGAGGAGGAUGCUGAUCAAGAUGUGUCUCCCGACACAGCCGAUCCAGAGGCUUCAUGGAACCCUGAAGAAACGGCAACUCGUGCCACGGCCGCAGAAAUGGAUGGAGAUGUCAAGCGCGUGUCUACCAAGCAGUGGGCACGUCGCAAUAAAUAUGAUGCUAUCAAACUCUUCAACAAGCUUUUCAAAGAUGACAUCAUGUACUUGUUAACAAUGGACAAGCUGUGGAAGAAGAGGAAAGCUCCUACGCCACUGGUCUGGCAGCAGCUGGAGAACGCUGGGUGCCCUCGGGAGGAGUCCCCGAGUUCAGGUUUAAAGGACCAGCAGGUUCUCGGUGUUUGGGGCUACUGUAAGCUAUUCCGAGAAAGCGUGGAGACCCUCCACUCACUGUUGGCUGAGAAAGGAGACGGUGCAGAGCUCGUCUGGGAUAAGGAUGAUCCUCCUUCCAUGGAUUUUGUUACUGCAGCAGCAAACCUCCGAAUGUACAUCUUCAGCAUGAACAUGAAGAGUCGCUUUGAUGUCAAGUCCAUGGCAGGUAACAUCAUCCCGGCCAUUGCCACAACCAAUGCUGUCAUCGCCGGACUCAUUGUGCUGGAGGCACUCAAGAUUCUGGCAGGGGAAAUGGAAUCCUGCCGCACGAUCUUCUUGAACAAGUGUCCUAACCUCAGGAAGAAGUUGCUAGUUCCAUGCAUCUUGGACCCACCUGGGGCCAACUGUUUCGUGUGUGCCAACAAGCCUGAAGUGACUGUCAAAGUUAACGUCCACAAAACAAUGGUUCUCUCUCUACAAGACAAGAUUCUAAAGGAGCGGUUCGGCAUGGUAGCGCCAGAUGUUCAGAUAGAAGAUGGAAAAGGGACAAUACUCAUCUCUUCAGAAGAAGGAGAGACUGAAGCCAACAACAGCAAAUUUCUUUCUGACUUUGGGAUUCGUAAUGGCAGUCGACUACAAGCUGAUGACUUCCUCCAAGACUACACACUCCUCAUUAAUGUGUUGCACAGUGAAGAUCUCGAGAGGGAUGUAGAAUUUGAAGUGGUUGGUGAAGCUCCAGACAAAGCACCCCCACCCCAAAACAACCAGGGAGAGGUGCACAACGUCGCCAACGGCAAUAAUGAUUCAGCCCAGCCGUCUACCUCCUCUAAAGUCCCAGCAGAGGACGAUGACGUUAUGGUUGUGGACUCUGAUGAUGAUGCUGAUGCUGAGGCAUCGUCCAGCUCUGCAGCAGUCACAAGCGCCACCAAGAGGAAGCAUGCAAAUGCAGAAUUUGGCGAAACUCCCACCAAGCGCCCACGGACAGACCAGUCAAGUGCAGAAGCAGACCAUGAUGAUGAUAAUGAUGACGACAUCAUCGCUUUGGACUAAAUUCUCCUCUCGGUUCCUGGAGGAUCACGAACUACUACAAUUUUGUAUCAAGGCAGACCGUAAACUUAAACACCUUUUACAAAGAGCAUUUCUCAGCUUUUGUUUUGUUUCCUUCCUCCAGGCAUUUUCAAUACUCUCCCUGGUAUUAUCAGAUGAUUUUGUAAAUACAUUCUUAAAAUAUUUGGCUUUUUGUUAUCGUUUGUUUCUACUAACUAUAAAACAACAUAGUAUUCAAACAAAAAACAAAAUAUGUUUUGGUUUUCUUUUGUAUUUCUCGAGACGUCAAUUCUAUUUCUCAUGCUAUGUAGGUCGGGUUAUGUGCGUUGUCAACAGACAAAAGAAAUACUGUUUGAACCAAAACCAUUUUCUUUAUAUGUAAUAUUUAAUAAUAUGAUGGGAGAAAAUCAGACUUGGUGGUGUUUUUAACAGAAGCGUAAAGAAAUACAAGCUUCAGAUCUGACCUCAGGUGGUACGGCAUGAAGGCGAUGUGUGUUACCUCUUCUGUACAUCUGUUUGUUCGUCGUGGUAUUGAUGCCAUCUGCAAUGUCGGCAGUUCUUUGCCAGUCCCAUAUAACAAUUGCGAAGCAUUACAGCAGUGUAUUAUUUGAAUUUAGCAUUGCCGCCUUAAUUGAGGGCUGAACAAGUGAGUGUUUUGAAAUCGGAAUGUUGCGUUGUCAUCAGGGCUCUUUUAAGGUCACAAAUGUUGGCCAAGCGUUCACCAGACUUUUGGGAAAGUAUGCAAUCUUGAAUGAACCUUGCAAACUCUGACUCAAACGCACAGUUUACUACCUUUACCAGCAGUCGAAAAAUUUCAUCCCUCGCUGCGACGGCCUCUGAUGAUCGAUCCAUAUUCAUAUUCCAAAUUCACUCAGAUCAAUUAAAGUUACACGUUUGCUCUGGAGGAUUGCAGACGAGAUGUCUGCACCAGUGAGCUACCUAUAAAUACAAGGAUUAUUGAAAAUGUCAUACUUCAUUGUGAUCAUGUUUGUUGGAAGGUCUUGAAAGACUUUUUGGACCAAUAAACAUAGAAAAGAGAAAUUUAUAAGCAGAA
This is a messenger RNA of Syngnathus typhle (broad-nosed pipefish), 3105 nucleotides long. RefSeq names its product ubiquitin-like modifier activating enzyme 2 (gene uba2). The transcript is spliced from 17 exons. Lineage: Eukaryota; Metazoa; Chordata; Actinopteri; Syngnathiformes; Syngnathidae. The record is from RefSeq and is a predicted model, not a curated record. Gene Ontology annotation, biological process: protein sumoylation. Gene Ontology annotation, molecular function: SUMO activating enzyme activity. Gene Ontology annotation, cellular component: cytoplasm; SUMO activating enzyme complex. The coding region runs from base 39 to 2054 and encodes 671 amino acids.